UAACCGUUAGCAUAACAACCAUACUGUCUGGAGCAGGUGUCCAGACACUGAUACCCCUUUGCAAUUGAUAUCCGAUACAUCUACAUCUACAACAUGAAAUCAUUCACGAUGAAGUCGGUUCUUGCAGCCUCCGCCCUUCUCAUUGCAGCAGUGAACGCACAGACACAAGUCGACAAGGGAUGCUAUGAUGAUUCGACACCGUUGAAGGAUCAGGGCUCUUAUACGUACCAAAGUAACGGAUAUUGUCAGAAGCUCUGCUUGAAGGAUAAUUAUGCUGUUUUUGCCUUAGCAAAGGGCACAAACUGUCUUUGCGGUAACCAAUUACCGGCAACGUCGGCUAAGACGGAUGAUAGCAGCUGCAAUGUCAAAUGUGCUGGAUGGCCUGAUGUGAUGUGUGGUGGUAACAAUGCCUUUUCCGUGUAUCUCACGGGUAUCGAAGAGAACGUGGAUAGCUACUCAUCCUCAUCCUCCUCCUCCUCGAGCUCCUCCUCUAGCACCGAGAGUGGAACCUCGACUACCACCAAUGGAGGGACUGUUGUUACUACUUCUGGUGGACAAACAGUGUUCAAGACGUCGGAUAGCGAAAUGACGACGCAGGGUGCCGAGCAAAAGAAGGAGAAAAAUUCUGGGUCGAAUACUGCUGCUAUCGCCGCUGGCGUCGUCGUGGGAGUUGUUGGUUUCUGUGCUUUGGUGGGAGCCAUCUUCUUUCUAUGGCGGUUUAGGAACCGUUCCAACAUGCCCGAACAGUAUCGGAACAACAAUAUCGACAACUUUGGCGCCAAGCCCAUGUCCCAAAGCUCCAUGUCUGAUUCUAGGUUUGACGGUGACUUCAUGGCACAGCGGCGCCAAAGCAAUGGCAGCAUCGAUGAUGAUCAAGACUUCUCCCGUCGAAUUUUGCAGGUGACCAAUCCCGAUCGCCGCUAUUAAAUUCAAGAACUCUGAACCUCCCAAGUGGACCAUGCCCCUAGUGAAUUUAUUGAAAACAGCCUGGGCCACUAGUGCGACUUGUUCCUGAUAUACAUAAAUUAGUUUGCGAUUUAACGCUCGACUUUC
Aspergillus caelatus is the source of this 1053-nucleotide messenger RNA. Its product is annotated as WSC domain-containing protein. The coding region runs from base 94 to 927 and encodes 277 amino acids. The record is from RefSeq and is a predicted model, not a curated record. The transcript is spliced from 3 exons. NCBI's taxonomy places the organism in Eukaryota, Fungi, Ascomycota, Eurotiomycetes, Eurotiales, Aspergillaceae.